Bombyx mandarina (wild silkworm) is the source of this 1186-nucleotide messenger RNA. RefSeq names its product GATA zinc finger domain-containing protein 14-like. NCBI's taxonomy places the organism in Eukaryota, Metazoa, Arthropoda, Insecta, Lepidoptera, Bombycidae. The record is from RefSeq and is a predicted model, not a curated record.
UAUCAGAUAAAACGUGAAGAUGAGCGAGCCAGUCGGACAUUAGAAUACAUCGCACUAAGUCCUCUCGACAAGGCCAAGUGCACGCAUUAUAAAAUAAUAACCAUGAGAAAAAAAAUCGUAAUCUUUGUUCUAUUAGUAGUCAGUGAAUGCAAUGGUGGGCUAAUUACCGGUAUCCUCAGCGGGGCUCACGAUGUGCACAAACAAGUGCAGGGUGCCGUUCUCGGGGGACUAUCACAAGCUUUUAACUUCAACGUACAUGGACAGUUUGGCGUGAAUCAACAGAGACCACCACCAAACCAUGAACAGAUACCGAGCGAACCUAAUCAAGAACCACCAAAUUAUGGGGAGCAAGAUAGAUUCCCACCCAGCCACAACGGAUACAGACCUCCGAACGGACAAAACGGAUACGAACGCCCACAUCGUCCUCACAAUCAUCGUCCGCAUAAUCAUCAUCAUAAUAAUCAAAACGAUAAUCCCAACUACGAAGGACCACAUAAUUUUGGCAACAAGUAUCCUAAGCCAAUUUAUGGAAACCAGAACCCUAAUGGACAAAAUAACCACAUGAAUCACAAUCACGGCCCUGAAGACAACUUAAACGGACAGCCUGAAUAUGGUAAUCAAAAUAAUUUGAACCGGCCAGGAUACGGAGGACAAAACAACCAUAAUGAAAACCAAAACAACUACGGAAGACCCCAACCUGAAUUCGGAAACAAUAAUCAUCGACCGACAACACCGAAUCAUCAACAAAAUUAUCGUCCUCCUUUUAAUAACAACAAUCAAAAUUUCAACAACGAUCCAUAUCAACAGGACAAUGGUAACGAUGACAAUAAUAACGGACAACAAAACCACAUUAACUUUAAGCCAACCACAGAAAAUCCUAAGCAACCAGAUAAGACUCCAAACUACGAGCAGAACGGAAAUCAAAAUUCCAAUAUCGACAAAACAACAAAGAAUCCCGAUCAACCGUUAUUUAUUCCUUUGAAUCCUAAUGAAUAUACAUAUGGAGGUGACAAAAUCGAAGUAACAGCGCCUAAAAGAGACACAAACGACAAGCCAAAACCUGCUGAUGAAGACGACGAAUACGCCAUAGACAUAAGGUUCAAAGACCAAUAAAACCAUUUAAUUUUUUGGUAUGUAAUACUUACUUAAAAUAUUAUUAGUGUAAAUAAAUUAAUUUUCAUUUUAA